UGCUUGGUUCUGUUGACAUGCAUUUCAAUGUUGAUAGCUUCAAUAAUGCUUUUCAGUGGUAAGGAUUAUUCACCUUUUGAAUGAGUACAGCAUCAUUUUACAUGUGGCAAAAAAAUGUUGGUCACUUUAUGAGCAUGUAUCAGCCAAAUUAAUAGCCAAGCUGAUAUUUACAACAAGCAUUUACAGCAUUUUGAUAUAUGAUACUGUUUUAUUUAAAUGUUAUCACUGUAAAGCCUGACAUAUGAAAUAAUAGUAAAUAAAUCUUUUUUUUUCUUCUUUUUAUGUUAGUUUGUAAUGUGAGAUUUUUAUAACAGCAUAAUUUUGAAUGCAUAUGCUUAUAAAUAUAAAAUAUAUGCAUAUAAUGCAAUACUUAAAAGCCAGCUGCUAAUAAUAAAAUAAAGUCGAGUUGCUUUAGCCCAGUAAACGGUCUCUUAACAUAAUGAGAAAUGUUCUCAUAAAAUAUUAUUAGCAAUGUAAAUACUUUAAGUUUCUUAAAAAAUAUAUGGUUUUAAAGGCAGAAAUACACGUGUACCACAAUCUGUAUGUAGGCAUUUUUACAAUUAUACUAAAAGACCUUUUUCUUGCUAAUUGUUAACCAAAGUAUGAACUGUCAAUCAGAUGACAGAAGGCAUGUAGCAGAUUGUGUGCAACAGAUUUUUCAGCUGUUCUGAUCAUGGUGAUAACCCAGAGGGCAUAAAAAAUGGUAUUAAAUAUGAUACAGCAGGAAUUCCUAAACUGAUUUCUCAUCAUUUAACAGUGGAAUAUUACUGUAAAAGAACAUGUGAAAGAUAAGUCUCAGUGACGUACAAAACUGCCCUGACUGUAUAAGUCUGUGCCUAAAUGUACUUUCAUACUUGCCCUCAUUUUCAAAGGCCUAAAGACUGAAAGAGAAUUCCCAGUGAGAUUCAUGCUGGGGGUGACUUGACUAAAAUGUGUGUGUGUUUGGCAGAGUUACUGCUGAGUACAAAAACAGAUACCAUAAAACAGAGUUUUCCACAGCAGCAGCAGCACAGCUUGCUGCAGUAGUUGUACGCUGGCUUUAGGAAAGCACACAUUGCUGUUCUGAACUGGAGUUUAGUGGUUAAUGCCGAAACAAUGGCAGUGAGUUAUUUGAGUUUAGUACCAUGUAGUAUCGUAAAGUGUAAUUAAACGAACAGUGUGAGGUCAGGUAUCAGAUGACAAUAAAGGGGGACGUUAUGCUGAGGAAAUCCAGAAAAAGGCGUCCAAAACAAGACGAUGAACGUGUACAGCUUCCUCUGGUCCCGCUGGUACAAGAACAGAAUGAGAUCAUGCAGAAGGAGUCUAGUCCUCUCUGCGCUGCUGACGUCAUCACUGAGCUCAAGAGACAGUUUGUGUUCCUGUCUGGAGGAAGAGGACCGGAUGGAAGCCCUAUCAUUAUCUUUCCAGAGUUCCCUUCAUUUAGUGAAAUUGGAGACCAAGAGUUUCGUAAUGUUCUUACCUACCUGACAAGCAUUCCCAGUCUGAGUGCAGCGGGUGUGGGCUUCAUCGUAGUGAUUGACAGGCGUAGAGAUCGAUGGACGUGUUUAAAGGGGACAUUACUGCGUAUCUCAGGCUGGUUUCCUGCUAAUCUUCAGCUUGUUCUGGUGCUGAAACCCAGUGCUAUCCUGCAGCGAACUUUGUCUGAUGUGUUCUUCAAACUGCACAAAGAUGACUUUAAAGUACCGGUUAUCAUGCUAAGCUCACUGACUGAUCUACACUCUCAUAUUGAGCGGAGUCAACUGACACAAGAACUGGGUGGCUCUCAAUACUACUGCCACAAGACCUGGAUCUCUCAUCGCACAGAUCUUGAAAGCUUUGCUGCUUUAGUGAAGAGGAUGGCUGAGAGACUGCAAGUGUUCGGCAGGGAGCUGGCAGAAACAGAGCUCCCUAACAACCUCCUCACGGCCAGCAAUCUGCUCAAUGCACAAACCAGCAGAAAAGACAGUUUCAAAGAAGAGAUGGCAGGAGCUCUAAGCCAAGGACGCCGACUCUUGGAGAACAUCAGAGAACCGGUCCGCAGAGAUCCGGACAGCAGUCUAAACCCUGAUCAACUAGAGAACCUGGCUACAGUGCACAGGCUGUUAUCCCAGUUAAAUGAGAGCUCUGCAGCAUUUGACGAGUUCUGGAUUCAGCAUCAAAAUAAACUGGAUCUAUGUUUGAAACACUGCCAGUUCGAGCACAACUUUCAGCAGUUGCGAACAGACCUGGAGCAGAAAACAGACACUCUGAAUGCUUUUUCAGAUGUUGGAAUAAGCUCUGCCCAGACAGAAAAGCUCCUUCAAGAGUUGAGCGAUCAAGAGAAGAAAGCCUGUGAAGUGCUGGACAGAGUAAGGUCUGUGGUUGCUGAGGGCCAGUGUUUGAUUGACAGCUGUCAGAAUGUUGACAACACUGUUGCAGUGAAAUGCAGUGAGCUACAGAGAGUGAGAGAGAAUCUCACCCAAGAGCUCAAAGACAAGAGGAUCAUGCUGACACAGGCUAUGGAGCUACACAGAAGAUUGGAAAUGAUGUGUAAAUGGUGUGAUGAUGGGAUUUACAUGCUAGCGUCACAGCCUCUUGACAAGUGCCAGUCGCAGGAGGGGGCGGAGUCAGCACUGGCAGAGCUGGAGUGUUACCUGGAGACAGCCAAUGAGAAACAGCAGUGGGAGAUCAGCACAGUUUGGCUGGAAUAUGACAACAUACUGAACAAUGGGCUCAGGGAGCAGGUAAAGCGUGCAUUUGAGAAGAAAGCCUCACUACAGGAGAUGUUUGAGAGGAGGAGGGUCAGUCUGAUGAAACUAGCAGCCAAACAAACACGACCUGUCCAGCCUGUGGCCCCACGACCAGAGUCACUCUCAUCUCCUGCUCACAGGGAGCAUGAGAACAUCUGUAUUAGUGAGGACUCAGACAGCAGGGUGUCCUGUAAACAAGUAAACUCUGAUCAAGUUGACAGGAGCAGUCGCAAUCCUUCUGUAUCUGAGGAGGAGGAAACCCUGGGUGUGCUGCGCAGGCAUGUAAUGAACGAGUUACUAGAAACAGAAAGAGCAUAUGCGGAAGAGCUUAUGUGUGUUUUGCAGGGAUAUGCUGCAGAGAUGGACAACCCCUCCAUGGCCCCUCUCAUCCCCGCAGCCCUGCAGAACAAGAAGGAUGUGUUAUUUGGGAACAUGCAGGAAAUUUAUCAUUUCCACAAAAGAAUAUUCCUCAAAGAGCUAGAAACUUAUACUGACUGCCCUGAGCUUGUGGGCCGCUGCUUUCUGGACUGGAUGGGGGAGCUGCAGAUUUAUGAGAAAUACUGUCACAACAAGCCUCGUUCUGAGAGCCUCUGGAGACAGUGCUCAGACUGUGCCUUCUUCCAGGAGUGUCAGAAGAAACUAGAGCACAAACUAGGACUGGACUCAUACUUACUGAAGCCUGUGCAGAGGAUCACUAAAUACCAACUCCUGCUGAAGGAGAUGAUUAAGUACAGUAAAGGCUGUGAGGGCUCAGUGGAGCUGCAGGCAGCUCUUUCCUCCAUACUGGGUAUCCUGAAAGCUGUAAAUGACUCAAUGCACCUCAUCGCCAUCACGGGAUAUGAGGGUAACCUUGGAGACCUGGGUCGCCUGCUGAUGCAGGGGUCGUUCAGCGUGUGGGCGGAGCAUAAGAGAGGUCACGUGAAGGUGAUGGAGCUUGCCAGGUUUAAGCCCAUGCAGAGACACCUGUUCCUGCAUCAGAAAGCACUGCUCUUCUGCAAGAGACGAGAGGAGAGCGGAGAGGGAUACGAGAAAGCGCCCUCAUAUAGCUUCAAACAGGAGCUCAGCAUGGCUGCUAUUGGAAUAACAGAGCAUGCUAAAGGGGACAGCAAGAAGUUUGAGAUCUGGUCCCGUUCAAGAGAUGAGGUCUACACAGUACAGGCCGCGUCUGAGGAGGUUAAGACCAUCUGGGUAACAGAAAUCCGAAAACUUCUAACAGGACAGCUGGAGGCCUGCAAAGAGGCAAGUCUACAGAAGGCACCUGAGCAGUUCUCCUCAGAUACCAGCUCAACCAACAGACUGGUGAGACAUGAACAUAGCAACCUCAGCAGUGGAGGAGUGGAGAAACCAAAGACAGACGAGGAAAGAGGCAAAGAACUUGAGAGCAUUCUAGAGCCCAGAAUGACAGGAAGAGCAAAAGGGUCUUCCUUUAGUUUUGAGACUAAACCAAAACGACAGGAUAUCCGGAGUGACCCCACGCCUCUAGAAACAGGGCCACACCCUAACAUGGGCGGAGUCAGGUGGUUCAGUACAUCAAGCCUGUUUCAAAAUCGUAGGAGAGGUACACAUACUGAGUACACACGAUGGACUAAAGGAUCUCUUUCGUUGGAUGCCUCUGUGGAGCAUGAUGGAUACUUUAGUGCAGAGGAGCAGGUGACCUCAGACCCAGAAGAGGAGAAGGAAGAUAAAAUGUCUGCAGGUGAGCUGCAGUCUGUGAGGAUAGAGGAAGAGAUCCAGUGUUCUGAAGAGACUGAGGAUCCUGAGAAAUGAGAGUUGAGUGUGAAUCUGUGUUUAUUGCCAUCAGUGUACAGCAAACAUGUUAGGUUUUGUGCAUAACUCUUGAAAAUAGGGAAGUGAGACAUAUAUAAACCAUCAACUUUUAAGAUCUGCAUACUCUUAAAAAUAAAGGUUUCUGGUAGAACCAAAUAGUUUUAAUGAAUAGCCUACAUGGGAGAAAGCUGUCCAUUAGCAAUCACAAUAGCAGUGUGACAAAAAGCUUUUUUUGUCAGAAUAUGCUAAUUUUAAAUGACUGUCAAUGGAGAAAAAUGCGUCUUAGAACCAAACAACUACCAGCAGGAGUCAGACUAAACAGCCACAAAAUAAAAAUUAGUUUUACAGGACCUUUUUAUUCUUUAAAGGGGUCAUAUGAUGUUGCUAAAAAGAACAUUAUUUGGUGUAUUUGGUGUUAGGCAAUGUGUUUAUGUGGUUUAAGGUCCAAAAGACAUAUUUUCCACAUACCAUACAUUUUUGUUUCUCAUCUAUGCCCCGCCUUUCUUAAACGCAUUGAUUUUUGCAAAGCUCAUCGUUCUGAAAGUGAGUUGUGCUCUGAUUGGCCAGCUUUCCAGUGUGUUGUGAUUGGCCGAAUGCCUCAAGUUGGUGAAGGAAAUGUUACGCCCCUUAACAUACUGUGAUGCCGUGUGUCCCGGAGCACUGAGACAAAAUCAUUAAAACCCAUUAUAAACGAGGCAUUUGCUGCAUCCAGUGGGAAUAUAAUUCUGGAUUAUAAUGACUAAUACUUUCUUUUAUGCAUUGCGUUGCAUAGCGUAUCACGCUGCAUAAACUUAAAACCAUGUCUGCGUUUGUGAUGGAAGAAACAACAAACAUCAAGCAUUACUCUACACUGCUCAAAACUCACGUUUGAAUCAUCAGUGGCAAAUUCGUUAAAUAUGAAAACGUAUUUACAGACUGUGAGUCAGAACAGCCAACAUUGUAUUCUUCUCUCCCAGGAUCAGGAAACAGUCCUCAUGAUAAAAUGCACUGCACACAUCUGAAUAUUUGGUUUGAACUGUUCUGGAACAGUGUUUUAAAUACAACUUAACCACUGAUUUCUAGUUGUGCCCUUUUUUUGAAGGCCAAACAAAGUAUUUUCCUUUUUGCAAAAAAACACACAGCAUCUUCACAACAUUAUGGCAGCAACAACAAUACUACAACAAGAAUCAAAGUUACUUCUUCUUUCUUUACGUGAACAUUUGGGCUGAAUAAUGCAAAUCUUCCCACACUGUGACGUAGACAUGUGGAGGCGUGUUUAAACAAUGCAUUUUAGGAGAGCGUAAAAAAGGAAAACUUAAAAUCGCAUCAUAUGACCCCUUUAAAUCUGUAAGAAACCGUCUUGACCAACUGACACUAACUGAACUUUUUGACUCUCCAAAGAGAUGUAUACCAUGGAAAAUGACUGUUGUUAAGAGUUCUUUGCGAAAAGCUUUAUUUUAAAGAGCAUAAUCUUAGAAUGCAACAAUAUAAUGUGUUUUGCAGAGACACCUGAGCCAGCUCUUUACACAAUGUCUCAUAUGCUGUGAUACAUGUUUCAAAUCUCUUAAAACUUAGUAGUUGUUUCUGUCCCAGUAAUAAUGUCCAUAUUGGGAUAUGGCAUGUCUAUUGUCAAUUCGCGUGAUCUCCAAUGUGAAAGCAUGUGACAUAUCGUGUACUGUACAAUGCAGGAAACUAGAACCUAUGUGUAAAACAAGCAUAUCAUAUAUGCAGAUGUUGUUUCUCCAAGUGACUGUGAUCACCCUGUGCCAUUUGUAUGUAAAAUAUGUUUACAAAUCUAUAUUGUUUUAUAUAUGCAUAUAAAAAUAAAACCAUAGUUGACUUAUGA
Carassius gibelio (silver crucian carp) is the source of this 6300-nucleotide messenger RNA. It is a transcript of the gene mcf2lb, whose product is annotated as mcf.2 cell line derived transforming sequence-like b. The transcript is spliced from 30 exons. Gene Ontology annotation, biological process: intracellular signal transduction; positive regulation of Rho protein signal transduction. The record is from RefSeq and is a predicted model, not a curated record. Bases 1176 to 4475 code for a protein of 1099 amino acids. NCBI's taxonomy places the organism in Eukaryota, Metazoa, Chordata, Actinopteri, Cypriniformes, Cyprinidae. Gene Ontology annotation, molecular function: guanyl-nucleotide exchange factor activity. Gene Ontology annotation, cellular component: cytoplasm; extrinsic component of membrane.